AUGGAAGCCAACUCCUCCAUCCCUCUGAAUGGAUCAGAAGUGGUGUUUUAUGAUUCUACCACCUCUACAGUUCUGUGGAUCCUCUCAGUGGUAGUCCUCUCCAUAACCUUUGUCCUUGGUGUGCUAGGUAAUGGGCUUGUGAUUCAGGUGACUGGGUUCUGAAUGGUACACACUGUUACUACCAUCUGUUAUCUGAACCUGGCUUUGGGUGACUUCUCUUUCAUGGCUACUUUACCAAUACAUAUCAUCUCAAUGGUCAUGAAAGGAAAAUGGCUUUUUGGAUGGUCCCUUUGAAAAUUUGCUCACAGCAUUGUACAUAUAAACCUUUUUGCAAGUGUUUUUCUGAUCACUCUCAUUGCCAUGGACCGUUGUACUUGUGUCCUGCACCCAGUAUGGGCUCAAAAUCACAGAACUGUGGGUCUAGCGAUUCUUUCUCUGCUGCUUACUUUGCCACAUUUUCUCUUCUUGACUACAGUGAGAGAUCCAAGAGGUGAAGUGCAUUGUACAUGUAACUUUGAAUCGGUGGUUGCAAACCCUGAGGAGCAGUUAAAGGUGUCAAUUAUUGUGAGCACAGCUAUAGGAAUCAUAAGUUUUAUUAUUGGAUUCAGCCUACCCAUGUCCUUCAUUGCCAUUUGCUAUGGUCUCAUGGCUGUCAAGAUUUGCAGAAAAGAUUUUCUGAAUUCCAGCCGCCCCUUACGUGUUCUCAGUGCUGUAGCAAUUUCCUUCUUUAUGUGUUGGUUCCCUUUUCAACUGAUUAUUCUUUUAGGUAAUAUCUGGAAUAAGGAGACACCGAAUAGCAUUCACAUAUUGCUGAACCCAGCAAGCACACUGGCCUCCUUCAACAGCUGUCUCAACCCAAUACUUUAUGUCUUCCUUGGUCAAUUUAGGGAGAAACUGAUACAUUCCCUGUCAGCCAGUCUGGAGAGGGCCCUGCAAGAAGACUCAGUCCUGAACACUGGCAAAAGCAGCAAUUUUUCUUCAUGUCCUGCAGAUUCUGAACUAUAG
Messenger RNA from Rattus rattus (black rat), 1005 nucleotides. Its product is annotated as formyl peptide receptor-related sequence 3-like. Gene Ontology annotation, molecular function: complement receptor activity; N-formyl peptide receptor activity. The record is from RefSeq and is a predicted model, not a curated record. The transcript has a single exon. Gene Ontology annotation, biological process: phospholipase C-activating G protein-coupled receptor signaling pathway; complement receptor mediated signaling pathway; inflammatory response. NCBI's taxonomy places the organism in Eukaryota, Metazoa, Chordata, Mammalia, Rodentia, Muridae. Gene Ontology annotation, cellular component: plasma membrane.